This is a messenger RNA of Pteronotus mesoamericanus, 516 nucleotides long. Its product is annotated as peroxiredoxin-1-like. Gene Ontology annotation, molecular function: thioredoxin peroxidase activity. The transcript has a single exon. Gene Ontology annotation, cellular component: cytosol. The record is from RefSeq and is a predicted model, not a curated record. Lineage: Eukaryota; Metazoa; Chordata; Mammalia; Chiroptera; Mormoopidae. Bases 1 to 516 code for a protein of 171 amino acids. Gene Ontology annotation, biological process: removal of superoxide radicals; cell redox homeostasis; leukocyte activation.
AUGCCAGAUGGUCAGUUCAAAGAUACCAGCCUAUCUGACUACAGAGGAAAAUAUGUGGUGUUCUUCUUUUACCCUCUUGACUUUACCUUUAUGUGCCCCAAGGAGAUCAUUGCUUUCAGUGAUGGGGCAGAAGAAUUUAACAAACUCAACUACCAAGUGAUUGGUGCUUUUGUGGAUUCUCACUUCUGCCACCUGGCAUGGCUCAACACAUCCAGGAAACAAGGAGAACUGAGACCCAUGAACAUUCCCUUGGUAUCAGACCCCAAGCGCACCAUUGCUCAUGACUAUGGGGUCUUAAAGGCUGAAGGCACCUCAUUCAGGGGUCCCUUUACCUCUGACGAUAAAGGUAUCCUUUGCCAGACCACUGUAAAUGACCUUCCUGUUGGCCACAGUGUGGCUGAGACUCUGAGACUAGUUCAGGCUUUCCAGUUCAAUGACACCCAUGAGGAAGUGUGCCCAGCUGGCUGGAAACCUGGCAGUGAUACCACCAAGCCUGAUGUCCAGAAGAGCAAAUAA